AAUAGUGCCGCGAUAACACUAGAAUUGGGAUAAGGUGCAUGAAAUGAAUCCAUCUUUCGAUAAGAGAAGAAAGGAAUGAAGAAUCAGGCGUUGGUAGGCUGGUGAUUUGUAGACGGUGGCAGACGGAAAAGCACUUUAUCUUGUAUUUUGAAAAAAGGCGUCGAGGUAACCGUCUGAUCUUACUCCGUGACGUACCAUGAAACUGUAACACCCAUAAUGUACAAUGAAUGUGCAGUUCUGACUUUUAAAUGCGCUUCUUUUGUCUCCCUCAGACACGGACUAAUCGUCACAAGCUGCUAUCAGCUGAUUUGUACGUUUCUACGUUGUUGGAACUUUAAGUAAUGUGACUUGUUCUCUCAGCACUGGAAUUGGGAGGACCUUUUAGGUGCCCCAGCAUCCAUCUGGUUAAAAAAUGUUCUCGCGCAACCGCCACAACGGCCAGGACGGGAGCGGGGCCCCACAGUACGGCCGACCCAAGAACAAGCCCGUGGUGCACAAGAGGAGGCAGCAGAACCCCCGAGUGGCCAUCAUGCUACGUGGGAAAAUCCACCGUCUCCUACAGGGCUCGGCUGAUCUCUCUGUCCCAGCUUCGGAACUUUACUACGGAGGAAUCGAAGAGGAAGAUCAAGAAGAGCCCGAGGAUUUGCAAAAGGUGCAGGGCUGCUACAGGAGGGGAACGGCUUCAGUCGAGGUCUGCAACCUUCCGCCAGUCCCAAAUGGGAAAAAACACGACAGUGUUGCUGGAGCUUGCUGUGUAGGAGAGGUCGAGUUGAACCAAGAAGGAGGUAUACGAAUCCCUUGCACCUUGCAGCACAUCGAUCCAACAGAGUUACACGGAACUCAAGAUGUCAACGGACCAGGGUUUGCGUUCGGCAGGGGGCUUGCUGGUGGGACUUCGACGUGUCAGAAAGAUUUGCUUUACCGGUUUAACAUGGUGAUGCAGGAGAAGAUUGUGGAAGAAGACGAGGACGUAGAUCAAGAGGAGGAAUCGAGUGCCAUUAUUGAGCAUAUACUAAAGGAACUAAAGGGCAUCAAUAAAAUCCAGGAGGAAAUUUCAGAUCUAAGGGAGUACCUGUCUUCUGUCCAUGGGUCUGUUGAAGAAGUGUCCAGCUGUGUGGAUGCAGUUUUAAUGGAAAUUGAAGGCAUUCGCUCAGGUACCAGGUCUCGUGUGGAGAAAUGGCCUGGUGCGGGGUCCAAGCACGAUCAGCAAUCUGACAGUCCUUUCGGCAAAACCUGUGACAAACUCCAUACUGUAGAAUGUAUGUGCUGUGGUAUGCAAGCAGGGUAUAAAGUGUCCUCACGCAAACAAACGUGUCCCCUGAGGCUUGAAAGAGACGCCUGUAGAGCUCUACCUAACUUCACCAGUACUAAUGAUACUGUCCAUAAUCCAUUUGGGCGUGGUAUGCCUGUACAGAGCUCAGAUAUACCCCCAAGCACCGUAAGAAGGAAGCAAAGCCUUGGAUACCCUGAACACCAAGAUGGCCAGGACUGUCUCAGUACUAGCUCCGUUUCCUCAGGUCAGAGUUCCAAGUCCGAAUCUGACCAGGACAGACCUUCUUCUGGAAGGGUGCACACUAGAGAUGAGGUACAGACCUGGGAUCAAACAGGCUUGGUACACAGUGGGAGUGGGGAGACGAGAUGGAGUGAAGGAGAUCCAUACUCCAGACAAGGCAGUUUUGAAGAAGGCACUGGAGACGUAGAUACCUGGGACCUUCUGAGAGAUGAAGCUGCUCAUACUGAACUGGAGGAAUCAGCUUCAGAGCACAUUGCAAUCUCUUCCAAUCCGCACUACAAUUCUCCUGCUAGCACAUGUAGUAGAGACGAGUGGUGUAGACAUAGAAGUCAACCAAAUCCAUGCAAGGUGGAUGGACAUCCUGAGGACUCAGCUGUGGAGUGCAGACACUUUGUAGGUGGUGAUCAAACAGCACAAACGUCACCACCAAGUCAUAAAUUUACUGCUGCUGAUUGUAAAGAAGAUAUUACAUGUUCCUCAGCUGAGAUGUGCACACACAUUGCUUUGAAUAUGGAGUCUACAGUGAAUGCCUUUGUCCCGGUGAAACGGCAACAUCCAACAAGCUCCCGUGAAUAUGUUCUUCAGCAGGAGCUGGAUACUGACCAAAGCAACAACGUAGGGUUUAAUGUUAAGAAGUUUGGAAGGGCAGUGCUGGAUUUCAAAUCUGCACUGAAAAUGGCGCUAAAGAAGCUAGAGACAGGUGGUGCAACCUCAUUAGUGGAUAAAGCUGAUCCCUCGAGUGAGCCUCAAGCAGGGGAAGACUUGCUGGAUACCGAUGAGUCAUCCAGGGAGGAAGUUCCUCAGAUGGAAUCACCUUGUGUUGAGGCUCUUCAAGCAGAAAUUUCCAACGCAAACACUUCUGUGCCGUCUCAAGGCUGCACACCUGAUCCUGACCACGUGGAGCCAAACGAGUCCAUCUCGACCUCAUCAAAUCCUUGUGACACCACACCAGAGUCUGUCAAGAGCAGUGUACAGACUGUAGAAACGUUGGAAACGAUUAUUUCAUCAGAACCGGAGCUCUCUAGUGAUACAACAUUGCACGCGGCUAUGGCCACCCACCCUGAGUCCCUGAGCACCGAGUCUGCAGAGGAGGACACGAGAGAAACCUCGAAGGAACCCACAGGAGAACAAGCAGAGGAUGGUGAACAAGAAGGAGACCACCCUGUAGAACUGAGCGAGAGAGAUGUUCGUAGGCUGAAGUGCCUGAGAACCUUCCAGCAGAUCCUUAGAGAGAAGCGCGAGAGCAGAAGACGCCUCGGCAUGGCGACCAUGUUCUCGUUCUCUGAAGGUGAUUUCAACCCAGAUGGGAGUCAGGAUGAAGAUCAGACACAAAGUUUUAAUGAUGGAGGCUCAAACCUACAGCCAUGGACCAGUACUGGUGGAGGAGGAGGAGGCGGGAUCUUCGGGAUUGACAGCAUGCCUGAUCUGCGCAGGAGGAAGCGAAUCCCAUUGGUUAGCGAAGUGUCCCUGGUGCAGUCCAGAAAAGCCGCCAUCUCGUACUCGCUGGCGUCUCGGCCCUCACUCAAAGACGAGGAGCUGAAGAGUCACGUGUAUAAGAAAACACUGCAGGCGCUGAUCUACCCCAUCUCCUGCACCACGCCGCACAACUUCGAGGUGUGGACGGCCACUACGCCCACCUACUGCUACGAGUGCGAGGGGCUGCUGUGGGGCAUCGCGCGCCAGGGCAUGAGGUGCACCGAGUGCGGGGUCAAGUGUCACGAGAAGUGCCAAGAGCUCCUCAACGCCGACUGCCUACAGAGAGCGGCAGAGAAGAGCAGUAAAACGGGCGCCGAGGACCGAAAUCAGAACAUCAUCUCAGCCAUGAAGGACCGCAUGAAGAUCCGCGAGAGGAACAAGCCCGAGAUCUUCGAGGCCAUUCGCACGGUCUUCAACGUCAACAAACUGAACCACGCCCAGCAGAUGAAGACUGUUAAGCAGACCGUGCUGGACGGGACGUCCAAGUGGUCCGCUAAGAUCUCCAUCACAGUACUGAGCGCUCAGGGUCUGCAGGCUAAAGACCGCACCGGCUCCAGCGACCCGUACGUCACGGUGCAGGUGGGCAAAACCAAGAAGAGAACCAAGACCAUCUACGGAAACCUGAACCCCGUGUGGGAGGAAACAUUCAACUUCGAGUGCCAUAACUCGUCGGAUCGUAUAAAAGUGCGAGUGUGGGAUGAAGACGAUGAUAUAAAGUCUCGGGUGAAGCAGAGGCUGAAGCGGGAGUCGGAUGAUUUUCUGGGUCAGAGCAUCAUCGAGGUCCGGACGCUGAGCGGAGAGAUGGACGUGUGGUACAACCUCGAGAAGCGCACGGAUAAGUCGGCUGUGUCGGGGGCCAUCAGGUUGCAGAUCAGUGUGGAGAUUAAAGGAGAGGAGAAAGUGGCACCGUACCACCUACAGUACACCUGCCUGCAUGAGAAUAUCUUCCACUACCUGACGGACACUGAGGGACAGGGUGUGGUGAAGCUGCCUGCUGCUCGAGGUGACGACGCCUGGAAGGUUUAUUUUGACGAGGUGGAGCAGGAGAUCGUGGACGAGUUCGCCAUCCGCUACGGCAUCGAGUUCAUCUACCAGGCCAUGACACACUUUGCAUGUCUCUCCUCUAAGUACAUGUUACCGGGUGUUCCGGCUGUGAUGAGCACUCUGCUGGCCAACAUCAACGCUUUCUUCGCUCAUCCCACCUCCAGCACCAGCGUCUCCGCCAGCGACCGCUUCGCCGCUUCCAACUUCGGGAGAGAGCGCUUCAUCAGGCUCCUGGAUCAGUUACACAACUCCCUCCGCAUUGACCUGUCUACCUACCGGAAUAACUUCCCAGCCAGCAGCAAGCCUCGCCUGUCAGAUCUCAAGUCCACUGUAGACCUGCUGACCAGCAUCACCUUCUUCAGGAUGAAGGUGCAGGAGCUACAGGCCCCCCCGCGGGCCGCUCACGUGGUGAGGGACUGUGUGAAGGCGUGUCUCAACUCCACGUACGAGUACAUCUUCAACAACUGCACUGAGCUCUACAGCACGCAGUUCCAGACACACACACAGCCUCAGAAACGAAUGAAAGAGGAGGAUGAGGAAGAGAAAGGGGAGGAGCUAAAGGAGGAGGAGGUGGGGCCAAGCAUCCUGAACCUGGACUUCUGGCCCAAACUUAUCACACUCAUAGUGUCCAUCAUCGAGGAGGACAGGAACUCAUACACACCGGUUAUAAACCAAUUUCCUCAGGAGCUGAACGUAGGAAAACUGAGUGCUGAUGUUAUUUGGACGCUCUUCGCUCAGGACAUGAAGUACGCACUAGAAGAGCAUGAGAAACACAGGCUGUGUAAGAGUGCUGACUACAUGAACCUUCAUUUCAAAGUGAAGUGGCUCUACAACGAGUAUGUGAGAGAUCUGCCCUCUGUUUCAAACACAGUGCCCGAGUACCCAACCUGGUUUGUAGAGUUUGUGCUGCUGUGGUUGGGUGAGAACGAGGACGUGUCCAUGGAGUUCAUGCACGGUGCUCUGGAGAGGGACAAGAGAGACGGGUUCCAGCCGACAUCUGAGCACGCUCUGUUCUCCUGCUCGGUGGUGGACAUCUUCACACAGCUCAACCAGAGCUUCGACAUCAUCAAGAAGCUCGACUGUCCCGACCCCGGCAUCGUGGCCAAGUACCACCGCCGCUUCGCCAAGACGAUCAGUAAAGUGCUGCUGCAGUACUGCACCUCUCUGUCCAACAGCUUCCCGUCCUACUGCGAGAAGGAGAAGACGCCGUGUGUGUUGAUGAAUAAUGUGCAGCAGAUGCGGGUGAUGCUGGAGAAGAUGUUUGAGUUUAUGGGAGCCAAACAGUUGGACUCAGAAGCAGCAGAAAUCCUGAACGAUCUUCAGGUUCAACUCAACACGGUUCUGGACAACCUGAGCGCUGUGUUUGCUAAGAGUUUCCAGGCACGUAUUAGUGUGUGUAUGCGUCAGGUGGGUGAGAUGGUGUAUCAGGUUAAAGGUCCUCUGAAUCAGAUGUCCAGGAACACUGCUGAGUCGGACGCGGUCACAGCGCUCAGGCCGCUCAUGGAGUUCCUCGACUCUCAUCUGAGUAUAUUUGCAGAUGUGUGUGAGAAGACGGUGUUAAAGCGUGUGCUGAAGGAUCUGUGGAGGAACGUUCUGAUCUGCAUGGAGAAAACCAUCGUACUGCCUGAGAGCAAUGAAAGCAUUGGUGCUCAGCUUCUCACCGCUGCCAAGGAGCUCUCCAAACUGAAGGGAGGAGGCGAGGCCAAGUACCUGUCUCCAAGGCAGUGUGUGGUAAUGGAGGCGGCUCUAGAGACCAUCAAGCAAUUCUUCCACGCGGGCGGUGAUGGUCUGAAGAAGUCGUAUCUGGAGAAGAGUGAUGAGCUCCUCUCUCUGCAUUACGCUCUGUCUCUUUACGCUAAGAGCACCGACGAGCUCAUCCGCACCUUCAUCAUCACACAGCACGCACAGGUGCACAACGGCACAAGCAUGAGGAUCACACCUAAAGAGAGCUUACGACCUGAAAGAGCUGCUGGAGUUGAGCAGUUUAUAGGUGAGGCUGUGAUUCAGGUGGACACGACGCCCCCCACUGCCCACACCGAGCAGAAGAUCACCGUCAAAGUGAUCGGGGUGAACGAUAUGAAGUGGCAGACCUCGGGACUGUUCCGUCCGUUUGUGGAGGUCAGUCUGAUCGGUCCGAUGCUCGCAGAGAAGAAGCGAAAAUUCACCACCAAGUCCAAGAACAACUGCUGGACGGCCAAAUACAGCGAGAGCUUCCUGUAUGUUCUGGGUAAAGGUGUGAGCGCAGAGUUCUACGAGCUGCAGGUGACGGUGAAGGAUUACUGCUUUGGGCGGGCGGACCAGGUGGUGGGCGUGGCCGUGAUCCCGUUGGCCCUGGCCGUCGGACCUGAGAGGCGGAGCUUCGUGUGUUGGUGCCCACUGGGCCCGAGCAUCAGCACGGAUCAGACUGGCACCACGACCCUGCGCAUCCUCGCCCAGCGCCAUGACGACGAGAUCGCCAAGGAGUUCAUCCGACUGAAGAGCGAGAGACGACCUACAGAGGAGGGGAGGUAGAGAGAGGGAGAGAGAGAGAGAGAGAGAGAGAGAGGUGGAGAGAGAGAGUGAGGGAGAGAGGUAGAGAGAGAGGAGGAGAGAGAGGGAGAGAGAGAGGGAGAGAGAAAGAGAGAGAGAGAGAGGUAGUGGGAGAGAGAGGUGGAGAGAGAGAGUGAGGGAGAGAGGUAGAGAGAGGUAGAGGGAGAGAGAGAGCGAGGUAAAGGGAGAGAGAGAGGAACAGAGAGACUACAUGUGUGCACCCAAAGCUGAUUCCUUUUUUUGCCAAACUCAGACUCCUGCUCUUUAUACACUCUUUGCUCUUGGUGGCCUUAAAAAGGGGUCUUAUAAUCUUGCCUUUUCAUUGACACACCCCCC
This is a messenger RNA of Ictalurus punctatus (channel catfish), 6898 nucleotides long. It is a transcript of the gene unc13ba, whose product is annotated as protein unc-13 homolog B. Gene Ontology annotation, molecular function: phospholipid binding; syntaxin-1 binding; calcium ion binding. Lineage: Eukaryota; Metazoa; Chordata; Actinopteri; Siluriformes; Ictaluridae. The record is from RefSeq and is a predicted model, not a curated record. Gene Ontology annotation, biological process: synaptic transmission, glutamatergic; synaptic vesicle priming; neuromuscular junction development. The transcript has 33 exons. The coding region runs from base 413 to 6544 and encodes 2043 amino acids. Gene Ontology annotation, cellular component: plasma membrane; presynaptic membrane; terminal bouton.